UUUUACUUUUUUUUUUAAUUAGAACAUGUCCAUUCUUAAAACUACAUUGAAAUAUAAUUUCAGAAAAUCAAUAUUUAAUAAUGGGCAGUACCGAUAUUUAUCCUAUACUCGAGCAUGCUUUGGAGAACAAAAGAAUGUCAAUAAAAUUCAAGAUUUUCCUUGGUUAUUAAGUACAGAUCAGCCUCGUAUUGCAAAAUACCCUUAUGAACAAGCAACUCGAGAAUGGAAAUUUUUAAGUGCAUUUCCUCUUGGAAUACAACAUGCAUUAUGUAAAUGGUUAGGUACUCGUACGCUUCAAUUAAAUACAGGCAUGGAUAAUUUCCCGGAUCAAUUUCUAGUGGGGGCUAGCUUAGCAAGUCGUAAAGCAAUUAGUAUGUUAUCUGACCAAUUGAAAGAUCCUAACAAUGAAGAUAAAAAACAAGAAUUACAACGUAUUCUAGGGCCUGAUCUUGUUGAUCGUUUUUUAAAAGCAGUUCCGUCUGAUGUAGAUAUUAGUAUAGAUAUUCCUCAAAUAUACGAUGUUAAUCUAGGCGAUAUUUGGGUCACAUUAGGUAAUCCUGCCGCUUUCUCUUCAAAUGGACAGCAGGAUUAUGAAGUUAUCCGGUGGAUGACAAUUCGAGUAGGGUUACAUAAAACAAUCAAUAUGCACAUUGAAUCAUUUCAAGAAUAUCGAGAGCGAACGUUAAAGAGUAUAAUGGAAGGUGCUCAAGUGGGUGUAGAUGUGUUGAUUGACGCUGAUAUUAUUUAUAAAGCAAACAAAAAGAAUGACGAAAAUGACAUUAUUCUAUACGAUGAAGGUAGACGUACAUUAAGAAUGAGAUUUGCUACACCUUAUUUCUCACCAGCUGAUAAAAUGGUAUCGGGAUAUGAUGCAAAGACAGGAGAGCCUAUUAAUGAUUGGAAUUGGUGUCUUGUAGAUAUAGAUCAAUUAUUAGAAAAAGAAUCUAUGGAUAUAACUGAUACAAACAGUACUAUACAAGAUGAAUAACAAUAAUAAUAAUAAGGAAUUGCUAUAAUAUAAAUGUGU
Molecule: messenger RNA, 1027 nt
Organism: Cokeromyces recurvatus
Lineage: Eukaryota; Fungi; Mucoromycota; Mucoromycetes; Mucorales; Mucoraceae
Exons: 3
Coding region: 26-988 (320 amino acids)
Source: RefSeq, a predicted model, not a curated record